Chanos chanos (milkfish) is the source of this 591-nucleotide messenger RNA. Its product is annotated as protein shisa-5-like. The record is from RefSeq and is a predicted model, not a curated record. Lineage: Eukaryota; Metazoa; Chordata; Actinopteri; Gonorynchiformes; Chanidae. The transcript has a single exon. The coding region runs from base 1 to 591 and encodes 196 amino acids.
AUGAUACAAAAUAUUCGAAAUAUAGGGGUAGGAGAUGGACUAAGCGGGGCUGAGAGCACUCUUGAAAUUAUCGCAGCUGUAGUAGGCGUGAUCGUUACUGUGAUUAUCAUUGUCGUCUGUUGCGUGUGUCCAUGCUGCUGUAUUUACAAGAUGUGCAGAAAGCCAAGACCGGUGGUGGCAACUGCCACGCACACAACAGUGAUAAAUACACCAUACCCCCAACAACAACAAACACCUAACCAAGCUGCACAGUAUCCUGGUUAUCAGCCAGUGCCUGCACAGCCAGGGUUUGGUGGCCAAUCGGCAUAUGGAACACCAGGGUAUGGAGCACAGCCAGGUUACGGAGGACAGCCCAUGCCAACUGCUCCAUAUCAGGCACAGCCAUAUGCUCCAGAACUGCCUCCACCAUACCAGGAGGCUGCAGGCCCUAGAUAUCCUGCUCCAUACAGCCAGGCAGCAUUCAUUACAGGUCAACUGGCCUAUCCACUCCAACCUCCUGUUGCACCUCCACCAUCAGACUACAACACCAGCCAACCUGCAUACAACCCUGCUUACGUCAAACAGGGAAAGUCUGGGCACAGUGGGCAGUAA